Molecule: messenger RNA, 1037 nt
Organism: Amphiprion ocellaris (clown anemonefish)
Lineage: Eukaryota; Metazoa; Chordata; Actinopteri; Pomacentridae
Gene: dnajc24
Product: DnaJ (Hsp40) homolog, subfamily C, member 24
Exons: 5
Coding region: 396-908 (170 amino acids)
Biological process (GO): positive regulation of ATP-dependent activity
Molecular function (GO): ferrous iron binding; ATPase activator activity
Source: RefSeq, a predicted model, not a curated record
AAUGCCCAAAUUCGACAGAAAAAAGACUGAAAGAAAACUGAAUGAAAGAAUGUGUUGUUUUAUGCGCUCUCGUUGCUAGCUGAAUGACGGUAUUCCCAGAGUUAGCCUGUCGGUAUGUGUUCCUGCUCGGCUUAACGUAAAACCCCUUUCCUUUCCGCAACCCUUCUUUUUUCUCAAGCGGAUUUCAAACUUACACUAACAAAUUAUUAAAGCUACGAUAAACAACAGUCUAACCUAAGCUUCUGACCCAGUCACGGAGUACAACGCUGCGGGAAAAUGCUGUGGGAAAAGUCAUUUGGAGGCGACGAGCGUCUUUAGUGCGAGUUAGCGGAAACAAACGACCCGGUGAAAGAAACGAAGAGCAUGUGCGCGCGCUGAUCAGCCUUUUAAAUGGAAUGUGUGCAGCUUCAGAGAAGGACCUGUAUGCUGUCCUGGGAGCCAGCCCCUGCGACACGGUACAGCAGCUCAGGCACAGAUACCAGCUACUGGCCUUACAGUAUCACCCAGACCGUCUUGGAGGUCAGUGUUCUUCAGAGGCAGAGUCUGGUGUUAAGAAGUUUCUAGAAGUUGAUGCAGCUUGGAAGAUCCUUAGUGAUGAGAACACUAGGAGACAGUAUGAUUUGCAGAAAAGAGCACAGGAACUUAAACAGGAUGGACCAGUCGACUCAACAGUUUGUCUUGAGGACAUGACCUGGAACCAGGAUGAGUGUAUAUAUACAUAUUACUGUCGCUGUGGAGGAGGAUUCAGUGUCACUGAGGAAGAGGUGGACAAGGAGACACAAAGGGCACUGCACAAUGAUGAAGAGGAAGAAUCAGAAGAUGGACAAAACAGAGGAGUGGUUGUUGGCUGUGAUACGUGUUCCCUCAGUGUGUACGUCACAUGGCCAUUGCAAAGACUCAAAUGUUAAAUAAUAUUUCUUUUUAAGGAAUCCUUUGCCUUUCAACACUGCUACGUCUUACUAAAUUAGCAUGCAAACUUUUCCCUUUUUUUUAAAAGAGUGCAGCAAAUCAAUAAAGCAUACUUUUUGAUGAUUUAA